AUAUACUACGCUCAACAGGGAAAUCGUUUAGGUUAAUCCUCAUCAGCGUCAGUUUAUCAUUUUUUUUUUUCAAAAAAAAGAGGAAUUUAUUUCAUUCGAAGGAGUGGUUCGCAUCGGCAUCUCCCGCUGGUUUUCUUUCCUGAAUGUUUUAAACUACCAAAACGGAGGACGUCCGUCACUUACCUAUAAUUAAACAUUUCGGUUGAUCUUCUUCUCCUGCUCAUAUUAUCAAGGCUUCAUCCAUUCCCCACCCGAACCAGCACAUCUCCAUCUCCAUCUAUAAACACUUUCCUCCACCCCUCCUCCCCUGGUUCACAAGAAAUCCAAUUGCAUCUCCACUUUGUACCUGGAACACGAUCCAGUCCACCGGUCUUCCUACGUACCCUCUUCUCUCUUGCUCCAUCAUAUAUGGUUCGGCUGUAGCCACGUUUUUUGCUACCUUCAAUUUCUCUUCCAUCCUUCACCUUCCACAGCUCAAGCUCUCCCCGACUCUCUACUCUAGUCCUCCUAUCCUAUUUCGUCAUGGAUCUCGCUAGCCUUAUCACUCCGGGUCCUGAACCCAUCUACAAGUCUCGGGCAUCCUACAGCCCUCCUCCUAGCUCGGCGGGUUCCUACAAGCGCCCGGCUGAAUACGACUCUUACUUCUCUUACUCGCGCGCCCCGCAACCCCCUCUUUCCCCGCCAGUCGAGGACCAGCCCAAGUGCUCUCUUCCCUCUAUCUCGGCCCUCCUGGAAAGUGCAGACAGCGCAUCGCCAUAUGCUGCAAAGCGUCAAAGAACGAGCCCACCCCCGCGCAGGGAGUCUGAGUUCCGUUCACCUUAUGACUCAGUCUCUACACCAAAUGGCCCUCCUACUCCGCCUUUGCGUCCUGAAUCCGGCUUCCACAGCAGCAACCACUCUCCCUCUGCUUCGUCCGUGACCAGUGGCAAGGCCAUCAAGCUCGAGUCAUACUCGCAAACCCCCGUGACACUGCCCAGCCCGUCCGAUAGAUCCUCGAUCUCCAGCCAGGGCUCUAUCCACCACGUUUCCGCUGCUCCCUACGCUUCCCCUGCCCCCAGUGUGGCCUCUUACUCUUCGCCGGUUGAAUCCUCGGCCCCGUCCACCAUGUACUACCAAAGACCUUCCGGCUCCUACCAGAGCGCCGCCACUGUGCCUACUCCACCGGCUGCUCCUAUGCCUGCGUCGGCCGCACACCAGCAGAUGAUCACUCCCGUCACUCCGGCCUGGCAGCACCACCACUACUUCCCGCCUUCCAGCUCGGCACCCUACCAACAGAACCACGAUCGGUACAUCUGUCGGACUUGCCACAAGGCCUUCUCCAGACCAUCCAGCCUGCGCAUCCACUCUCACAGCCACACCGGCGAGAAGCCAUUCCGCUGCACUCACGCCGGCUGCGGCAAGGCCUUCAGCGUACGAAGCAACAUGAAGCGCCACGAGCGUGGCUGCCACACAGGGCGCCCCGUCGCCACAGCCAUGGUAUAAACACCAAGGCACAAAGACAAGAAAAAAAAAGAAAAAAGAAACAAAACAAAAAUAAAAAAAAAAGACAACACCCAAGAGCUAUAUACUGCAGGUCUAUGCAACAUCUACCUUGCAGCACCUUCUGAUUCUUUAAUGAUACCCUUUUAUGCGUGUUAUUUUUAUUACUUUCUACCCGGGUUUAGGGUUCAGGAACAGGUGUCUGGGACAGGAACUCAUAUACAUACAAUUUUUUGUUUGCUUCUUCUCUUCUCACCACAUGUAUAUAUUAUAUGGACGGGUUUUAUUGAAAGGAUCGGAAUUAACCAGGCGUCGAAGGAAACCCGGGGGUUUCUCCGGGUUGGGAAGCAACAUAUCAGGGUCUCGGGCAUAUGUCGGAGUCUUGGGCUUCCCUUAUUGUUGUUACGUGUUUCAUUUGUGUCAUUUCCUUUGUUAUAGUGAUGUGACAUGACCCCGAGAAAGAAUUGUAUAUUUUGAGUCCUUCUCAAUCAGUCUUGUAUGUAGAUACAUCUAUACAGAUAUGCCUAUACGAACAUCAUUACUUGAAA
Messenger RNA from Aspergillus caelatus, 2027 nucleotides. RefSeq lists its product as uncharacterized. The transcript is spliced from 2 exons. Gene Ontology annotation, molecular function: DNA-binding transcription factor activity, RNA polymerase II-specific; RNA polymerase II cis-regulatory region sequence-specific DNA binding. The record is from RefSeq and is a predicted model, not a curated record. Gene Ontology annotation, cellular component: PcG protein complex; transcription regulator complex. NCBI's taxonomy places the organism in Eukaryota, Fungi, Ascomycota, Eurotiomycetes, Eurotiales, Aspergillaceae. Bases 523 to 1482 code for a protein of 319 amino acids. Gene Ontology annotation, biological process: regulation of transcription by RNA polymerase II.